GUUGUGGGUGGAACAACCGCCUUCCCGCUCCCUCUCCCGCAGCACCCAGCGAGCCGCUUCCGGGCAGUGGGGCGGGGGGAGACGCGGGGCUGGAGGUGUUCGGCGGCCGCGAAUUUGUGAAGAUGUCAGCAAACAUACCAUUAAAUAUUAAUAUCAAGGAGCCCCGAUGGGAUCAAAGCACUUUUGUUGGACGAGCCAGUCACUUCUUUACUGUAACAGACCCCCGGAAUAUUUUGUUAUCUGAUGCACAACUGGAAAAUGCAAGAAAAAUUGUGCAGGAUUACAGGCAAGGUAUCGUGGCACCUGGCUUGACAGAAGAUGACUUGUGGAGAGCCAAAUAUAUCUAUGAUUCAGCCUUUCACCCAGAUACUGGUGAAAAGAUGGUCCUGAUAGGCCGAAUGUCAGCUCAGGUACCCAUGAACAUGACUAUCACAGGUUGUAUGAUGACCUUUUAUAGAACAACACCAGCCGUGCUUUUCUGGCAGUGGAUCAACCAGUCCUUCAAUGCUAUAGUGAAUUACACAAACAGGAGUGGUGAUGCCCCUAUUACUGUCAGCCAGCUGGGAACAGCCUAUGUUUCUGCAACAACAGGUGCUGUUGCAACAGCAUUAGGACUUAAUGCACUAGCAAAGCGCGUCUCACCUCUUAUAGGACGAUUUGUUCCUUUUGCUGCUGUUGCUUCUGCUAACUGCAUUAAUAUUCCACUAAUGAGACAAAGGGAACUCAAGUUUGGAAUCCCAGUCACAGAUGAGAAUGGAAACAGAUUGGGUGAAUCAACAAAAGCAGCUGAGCAGGCAAUUACCCAGGUGGUUAUAUCAAGGAUUCUUAUGGCUGCUCCUGGCAUGGCAAUUCCUCCCUUUAUAAUGAAUACUUUGGAGAAGAGGGCAUUUUUAAAGAGAUUUCCUUGGAUGAGUGCUCCCAUUCAAGUUGGAUUAGUUGGAUUCUGUCUUGUGUUUGCAACACCCCUGUGUUGUGCACUGUUUCCUCAAAAAAGUUCUAUGUCUGUAACACGCUUGGAGCCAGAACUGCAAGCCAAGAUCCGAGAGAACAGCCCUGAACUAGAACGUGUAUACUUUAAUAAAGGAUUAUAAUUCAAGGAAGGGACAAUAUCUUUCAAGGAGGAUCUCGUGAACUUGUUUUUGAAUUGUGCCAACAUAACUUGUCCUUUUGUUAAACAACUUCAAUCACCUGCAUUAUUUUAUAUUUGAAGACUUUUCUCGAUGUAGUGUUUAAAUUACAAAAGGUCAUUUUGUCCACUUCAGUAUCAAUUAAAAGUUUAACCAUA
This is a messenger RNA of Calypte anna (Anna's hummingbird), 1285 nucleotides long. RefSeq names its product sideroflexin 1 (gene SFXN1). Gene Ontology annotation, biological process: monoatomic ion transport; serine import into mitochondrion. The coding region runs from base 123 to 1091 and encodes 322 amino acids. The record is from RefSeq and is a predicted model, not a curated record. Gene Ontology annotation, cellular component: mitochondrial inner membrane. Gene Ontology annotation, molecular function: monoatomic ion transmembrane transporter activity. NCBI's taxonomy places the organism in Eukaryota, Metazoa, Chordata, Aves, Apodiformes, Trochilidae. The transcript is spliced from 11 exons.